Messenger RNA from Aspergillus ochraceoroseus IBT 24754, 771 nucleotides. RefSeq names its product oxidoreductase, short chain dehydrogenase/reductase family superfamily. NCBI's taxonomy places the organism in Eukaryota, Fungi, Ascomycota, Eurotiomycetes, Eurotiales, Aspergillaceae. The coding region runs from base 1 to 771 and encodes 256 amino acids. The record is from RefSeq and is a predicted model, not a curated record. Gene Ontology annotation, molecular function: oxidoreductase activity, acting on the CH-OH group of donors, NAD or NADP as acceptor. The transcript has 3 exons.
AUGAGUGGUAAUAUCCUUAUUGUGGGAGCAACUCGGGGAUUGGGUGCCUCUCUCCGAGAUCUAUACGCAUCCAACCCUUCAGUCAUUAAUGUCUUUGGAACCACACGCUCGGACAGCAAACCAGAUAGUCAUCCUAAAGUAUCCUGGAUUACGGAAGUUGACCUUUUGAAAUCCAAUGUUGGACAGAAACUCGUCUCUCAACUCCCGUCAUCACUCAAACUCUCUACGGUCAUCGUUACAGCGGGAUACUUCGGGUUCGAAUCCUUUGAUACGCCAGAUUGGGACAAACAAGUACAAAUGUACACUACAUCAGCCAUAGCACCAGUGUUUUUAGUCCAGCAACUCGUCAAGGCGGGUCACCUCAACGAAGGAAGCAAGGUUAUUCUCGGUAGUAGUGAAAGCGGCAGCAUUACCCUGCGCCAUGAGAAAGAAGGUGGAGGCAACUACGGUCAUCAUGCUAGCAAGACUGCUCUGAAUAUGGUAGGAAAGCUUCUAAGUUUGGAUUUGAAACCUAUGGGAAUAGCUGUGGGCUUAGUCCAUCCGGGGUUUAUGCGCACGGAUAUGACGAGAAGUGUUGGGUUUGAUAAAUACUGGGACGAUGGUGGAGCCGUCACUCCCGAAGAAGCCGCCAAAUCUCUCGCUUCAUUUAUUGAAGAAUUUGAUAUCAACAAGACUGGAGAGUAUUGGGCACCUCGGGGUCCUAGGGACAUCGGGACUGCUGAGCCUGUCUUAGGGGCUAAUCUUCCAACUCCUUUACAAUUACCGUGGUAG